Messenger RNA from Meriones unguiculatus (Mongolian gerbil), 4457 nucleotides. It is a transcript of the gene Arpin, whose product is annotated as actin related protein 2/3 complex inhibitor. The record is from RefSeq and is a predicted model, not a curated record. The coding region runs from base 143 to 823 and encodes 226 amino acids. Lineage: Eukaryota; Metazoa; Chordata; Mammalia; Rodentia; Muridae. The transcript has 6 exons. Gene Ontology annotation, biological process: negative regulation of actin nucleation.
CGCCCGGGGCAGGCAGCAACAGUUCCGGGAGCUGCGAGCUGGGAAAGCCGGCGCUGCAGUGACCUCCGGGCUCCUGUCCUCGAGGUGCCCCGCCCCGCACGCCGGCUGCUUCCUGGGGCCGCUGGGCCUCGGCGUGGGCAGAAUGAGCCGCAUCUACCACGACAGCGCCCUCCGCAACAAGGCCGUGCAGACCGCGCGACUCCCCGGGGCCUGGGACCCCGCCGCCCACCAGGGGGGAAAUGGUGUCUUGCUGGAGGGAGAGCUGGUGGAUGUUUCUCGCCACAGCAUCUUGGAUGCCCAUAACAGGAAGGAGCGCUACUACGUGCUGUAUAUCCGGCCCAGCUGCAUCCACCGGAGAAAGUUUGACACCAAGGGAAAUGAAAUUGAGCCCAACUUCAGUGCCACCAGGAAGGUGAACACAGGCUUCCUCAUGUCAUCUUACAAAGUGGAAGCCAAGGGGGAUACUGACAGGCUGACCGUGGAGGUGCUGAAGGGCCUGGUAAACAAGCCCGAGCUGCUGGAGCUGACAGAGAGCCUCACCCCAGAUGAGACAGUGGCAUUCUGGAUGCCUGAGUCAGAGAUGGAGGUCAUGGAACUUGAGCUGGGGACUGGAGUGCGGUUAAAAACUCGGGGUGACGGCCCUUUCAUAGAUUCCUUAGCCAAACUGGAACUGGGAACAGUGACCAAGUGUAAUUUUGCUGGUGAUGGAAAGACAGGAGCAUCCUGGACAGACAACAUCAUGGCCCAAAAGUCUUUGGAGAGGAACACGGCGGAGAUCCGAGAGCAAGGGGAUGGGGCAGAGGAUGAGGAAUGGGAUGAUUGAGGUGCCUCCUCCCUUACCAGCUUCUGCGAUGGCGUCAUUAAGGGACCACACCAACUUCCACCCUGGAGAGAUCAGUCUGUCAAGCUGAAUACCAUUUAACACACUCUGCUGAAAUCAAAUCCAAGACCUCAGUACUCACAGAGGGUCUCCAGGCUUUGGCUUUUGUAUGUGUGUGUCCCUCUUUGGAUGCAAGGCUAGCUCUCCUAAACCUUUCUCCAGUGUUCCUUUCCCUAGGUGGCGGGCGUGUACCUGAUGAAUCCCCCAAAGUGCAAAAUUGAGAAAUGUUCCUUGUCUAAGUACAGAGGGGCUCCAAGGGUAAGCGAAUGGGCUCCUUCCGUUCUUGCUGUUUUCUCCUUUCCUUCCUUUCUCCCCAGUGCCAGGCUCCUUGCUGAGCCUCUGUUUUCCUCACCCAGUCCUCCUUGGUCUGUUCUUCUCUGCCCCACAUCCAAGGUACGACUUCUAUUUGGCUCCGUGCCUCCAUGGGGUUUUCUGUCAUAGACCUCUGUCUUUAGUGGGUUCUUCCCGCGCUGAUGAAACGCCAUCACCAAAAGCAACUUGCGGAGGAAAGGGUUUAUUUUAUUCACAGUUCCGCUUAACAGUUCAUCAUUAAAAGCAGUGAGUGCAGGCACUCAAGAAGGGCAGGAACCUGGGGAGAGGAGCAGAGGCCAUGGAGGGCUGUUGCUUGUUGGCUUGCUCAGCCUGCUUUCUUCUAGAACCCACAUGACCAGCCCAGGGAUGGCUCCACCCACGAUGGGCUGGGCUCUCCCCCAUCAGCCAUUAAGAAAAUGCCUUACAACCAGAUCUCACGGAGACAUUAUUUCAAUGGAAGUCCCUCUUUCAGAGGAUGCUAGCUUGGGUCAAGGUGACGGAAAGCUAGCCAGUACAGACCUACCUGGCUGCUCUCCUGGAAGAUGCUGUUCUUGGGAAGGCCAACAGCCUGUCCGCCUGUGUCUGGCUGCUCCACAGGUCUUGACUCAUUCCACUGGGCCAACUUUUUAUCUUAAAAACAUUUUUUUAAUAGUGCUUAUAAUCAAACCUAGGGCUUCAUGCUUGCUAGGUGGGUGAUCUACCACAGCCCUGGACCAUAUUUUUGGUACCACUAUUUUUAUUGUUUUUUUGCUUGGAGAGCUUUUUAUGAAUGAGUGAAUCUCCAGGAAACAAUUUCUCCACACUCCUGGAUUCUCGUCUGGUAUUAAUGAUCUUCCAGAUGGAGCCACGAUCUUAAAAGAGAUAAGCCUUUGGUCAGGAACCCUGCCUCCGUGGGUAGUGUGCCCCCGCUCCGCUCUGUGACGGGGUCUGGAGAGGAAGUCUGCAGGUCCGGAGUUCAAUUCUACACACCGUGGCAAGUGUCUGUGUCCUUCUCCAUCCUGGGAAGAAGGCUCGGGGAGGGAGGAGUCACUGACUCUCCUUAAUGUGUCAGCUGCAGUGCCGGAUGCUUUCUGUGACCUGUACUAACACCUUCCUGGUGCUAGUGCUCAUGUCAAACACUUGGAGUAUCCUGUCACCACAGUCCUACGAUGUACAUAUGAUUAGUGUCCCCAUUUUCUGAUUCAUGAGACUGAUGCCUUGAGGCUCCAUGAAUAGCAUAUGUUGUGAGAGAAAGGAAAUUACAUCCAGGCAGUCAGCUUCAAAGCCUACUUUUUUUUUUUUUUUUUUUUUUUUUUACUGACAGAGAACCUCAUUGCAGGCUGACCUUGACCUUGCUAUGUAGCUAAGGAUGGGUUCAGACAACUCUCCCAGUUCCUAUGUGGAGGACCCUGGAUUCAAGUCCAGAGAUUUCAAAGGCAAAGCUUUUGUUUCUUCCGUUGUCCCCUGUUUCUCUGGCCACAAAACGUUUUUAGAUAUAGGGGCAAAAGUAUAUGGAAUCAUGUCAUUGGUGUCCUGUGUCUGGGAUGACUUACAGACUGGCUACAAUGUAGCCUUACUCUUGAGGAUGGCCAGGAAGGUGGGUACACAUAAGGGUAUCUGGGGACAUUGGGACAUCUCACUGCCCAAAGCACUGUGGCAACUGUAGGUUAGUCUGUUAAUGUCCUGAGAUAAAAAUGAAGGGCUCUGGAUGUUGGACUUCAAGGAAGGAAAAAACCACUGUGGCUAGAGCUCAGAAGGCAGAAGAGGAUGGAAGGUGUGUUUGAGAGAUAGACAGAUAGCGGGCAUGGCGACUUCAUGUUCACUGAAGCUUUGAGGUCUUUCUGUUUAAUGUUCUGAAAGCCAGCAAUCCUGUGGAGAAGUGAGGUCUGACUCAUCUACUCUGAAGCUCAGUUGGUGGAGAAGAAAUGGGGGCAAUGAGCAUCUUCUGCAAUAUUCAGCUUAGAGGUUGGUGUGGUUUGGACUGUAGCAGACAGAGAGAAGUGUGAGAGAAGGGCCCAUGCCCAGAGGUAUUCAGGGAGGGAACAGAAUCAACAGGCCCCCAGAGACAAAGGAGUCAAAAUGUUCAUUCUCUGGUGGGCAGAAGUGUUGGGGUGCAUAAGACGGUUUAUCAGGAGUCCUGUCUGAAGCUAGGCUGAAAUCAGGUUCCUGAGGAAGGGGAAACCAAGUGCUCUACAGAGAAGAACAGGAUUUCAAAGACAGGUGGGUAGCUCGCACCUAUAAUCUCUGUGCUCGGGAGGCGAAGGUAUAGACAGGGUUGCCAACAGUUUGAGGUUAGCCCAGGCUUUUGAGACCUGCUUCAUAAAACCAAAACCAAAGAGAUGCAAGCAAAUGAACAACAACAAAAAGGGACAGCAAGAAGGCUCUGUGGGUAAGAGUACUUGCACUGAGCCUGAAGACAAGUGUGAUUCCCAGAACUCACAUGGUGGAAGAGAGAACCAACCCCAGCAGUUGUGUGCUGAUCGAAAUACUCAUGCACACAGUGGCCCAUGGACACCUCCCAAGGGAAUAAAAAAUUAAGGGCUGGGCACAGAGGCUCACGCCUGUAAUCCCAGCACUCAGGGAGGCAGAGGCAAGAGGAUCUCUGUGAGUUUCCAGGCCAGCCUCGUCUACCAAGUGAGUAAAUCCAGGACAGCCAAUGCUACACAGAGAAGUCCUAUCUGGAAAAACAAAAACAACAACUAAAUAAAUAAGUUUUCAAGCUUAGCAGUUAGAGAAACUGAGACAAAACCCUCUUCCCAGGACAGAAAAAUGGCUUGGCUCAGAGCCACAUGGAAACCUGGGGUCACAUCCUGGUACCUUGAGUAGCUGGAAAAGACCCACAGUUUCAUUCUUACCUAUUAAAAUUACCUUGGUUCUAAUAUGUCCACAUGUGAAACUGGACAUUACUUUUCCCACCCUUGUUAUGUAAACACUGUCAAUACUCAUAGUUAUAUUUUUGAGACUAUUUAGAGUAGGCUGACCACAAAUUUAUAGAGAUCUGCCUGAUUCUGCUUCCACAAUGCUGGCUCCUCACUGUAUUUUUUAUUAUUUAGAAACAGUUUUCCAGAGUUAGAUUCCUGGGCAGCUUUUGUAAAAUUCUUGUUAUGUUGCCAAGUAGCUUCCCCAAGGGGUUGUUUUAAACUGCCAUGUCAGUACCAAUGUACUUUUGCCAGAAUUGGGGAUGAAGGUUUUGAACAACUAUCUGAUAAGGUGAAAGUUCUUAAGUACAUUUUAAUUUGCCAUUUCUUAUAUUUAGAGUGAAAUUAAACAUUUUUUAUUUCCUGUA